Molecule: messenger RNA, 525 nt
Organism: Fulvia fulva
Lineage: Eukaryota; Fungi; Ascomycota; Dothideomycetes; Mycosphaerellales; Mycosphaerellaceae
Exons: 1
Coding region: 1-525 (174 amino acids)
Source: RefSeq, a predicted model, not a curated record
AUGUCGGCAGAACGAAACUAUGUGCAGACGCUCUUGGAACAGCUUGCUACAGACAUCAUCGAUGCAGAAGUUCUCCGAAUGAUAGAAGAAUGUGACAGCAGGAUCAUUCAUCCUAUCUUCCGCCGUGAUAGAUGGGACAUAGAAGACAUCGACUACCUCCGCAUCGGGCCAGCACUUGUACUCGUAUCACAUCUUCUUACUUGCGAUGGCGCUUCUCACUUUUGGCAUGCCUUUUGGUUUGGGCGGUAUAUUCCCGUCCUGGGCAAGCAUGGAGUACAGCGUGUUCAGUUCCACCCCAUCCAUGAUACGACUGCGCCUCUACCGCCUGUGGAGAAGGCGAAGGUCUUGAGAUUGCUCGAGGAGAUGUCAUUAGCUAUACGACUUCGAUUUGAAGAUAUUGGCAGGGAACUCGGGGGUCGAUGCUGCAUGGACCGUCCCCUGCAAGAGAUCCCAUUCUUCGUGCAUUUGGGGUCCGUUUCACCAAAGCACUAUCGAGUUGUCGAUACAAAAGCUCGGGGCGCUUAA